Messenger RNA from Drosophila obscura, 5385 nucleotides. RefSeq lists its product as uncharacterized. The transcript has 12 exons. The record is from RefSeq and is a predicted model, not a curated record. Gene Ontology annotation, molecular function: monocarboxylic acid transmembrane transporter activity. The coding region runs from base 579 to 3953 and encodes 1124 amino acids. Gene Ontology annotation, biological process: transmembrane transport. NCBI's taxonomy places the organism in Eukaryota, Metazoa, Arthropoda, Insecta, Diptera, Drosophilidae.
GUGUAAGUCUCCUCCGUUUCUCCUCCGGAAACCAUUCGUUGGCGGCGUCAGUUCGGUGGCUCCGUCAAUUCCGUGGCACUCUUUGUGUAUUUGCGUACUCUGGGACUUUUGGGACAAUUUCGGUCGACAAUUGUCCAUCAAUCCAGCCAAAAGAAGCAAAAUAAAAAACGCAAGAAAUCCACAAAGAAAAUUCGCGUCUCGUCUGGGAGCAAAAUAUAAAUAUAAAUUUCUUGUGCUUCAACAACGUCUGACAGCGGUGGCGGCGGCAUUUUCCCAGUAUGAUGUUAUUUCUGUGCAUUCGGCGAUUUUAGUAUUUGGCUGCUAAAAUGUUUGAGAUGGCCCGAAAUGGUUACAGUCGUCGGCUGGUGGCUGUUGCCUAGAAAUACGAAAAACCCAAAAACAGAACCGGAAAAACAAACCCCUGCCGAAACCGAGACCUCAGCCUCGAAAAUAAUGUCCUGCUGCCGCCGCAUGCACUGAAGUUGACAUCACACACACACACACACACACACAGAUACACACCCACACACACGCAGGCAGUAAAAGCUUUUUGAGAAGAGCGGAGCGGAAGGAGUACAAUGGUCAUCCAGUGCACAUGUGAUUGCAACUGCAGUGAUAGUAGAGAUAACCGGAGCCUCAUCUCCUCCUGCCUGCCGGCAGCCACAGUGCAGCAACGAGGAGGCCAUCGGCCAUUCGGUUCCCCAGCAGCCUCUGGUGGCGAUGAUAUGGAGCAUAGGAUACCAUACUAUCGCCGCUUAUCGAAUACAUCAUCCGCCCUGUACGGCAGCUGUCCCCAAUUGAUGCCCACAGCAGCCGCCGCCGGUGCCACUAGUACCCUGCCGCAUCCCUGUCCCCAUCAUCCGUCGAGGCAAUUGGAGGAUAGACAGUACUCGAGUCUGGUGAGGCCCAAGCAUAGGAGUCCCGUGCUGUGCAACAAAUCCUGGUGGGUUUCAUGUCCCCGGCUCUCGAACCUAUCCACUGAACAGCUCCAGGAGCUCCGGGAACAGCAAACAAAAAUGCAGUCACACUGCCAUGCUGGUGGCGCCGCCACAGCCCCGUCAACAGCAGCCGCCCUGCCGCGUUUCCCCCUGCAAACGGCCAAGAGGCAUUGUGACAAUUUUGGCAGCUAUGCCACAUUGCCCACCAAUGACCAGCACCAGGGGCUGGGGCAGGCCCAAGGCCAUGGACAGCAUCCUGUCGCCUGCAGUCGACACGGUGGCGGUGGCAUAUUGCCAUUGCCUGCCCCACCGCCUCCCAGAUGGUAUGGUGGUGCAAAUACCAAUUUGAAUGGCUGCUGUUACAUGUACAACCCAGCAGUGGCGCCACCGCCCAGCACCACCCCUCAUCACCAGCAUCACCAGCAUCAGCAGCAGUAUGCCCCACAAUAUUGCCUCUGCGAUAAUUGGUAUCAGCAGCAACAGCAGCAGCAGCAUCAGCAUCAGCAGCAGGUGCAUCAUCAGCAGGUGCAACAAAGAAGCAAACCGAAUGGCGGCUGUUACUUUGGCUAUGAGGGCCACCACCCAACCAUCCCCAUGCCCAUGCCCAUGCCCAUGCCCAUCCAUGCACCGACGACACAUUUGCCAGCACCGCACAUCACCGACGAGGAGGACUCGGCCUUUCCGGCCCUGGCCGAUCGGGAGUUUCAUAUGCUCCAUCGGAAUAUACCGGCAUUGCGGCGCACGGGUGUCGACACCACACGCAUCCGACAGUACUUCUAUCCCGAUGGAGGCUGGGGCUGGAUCAUCUGUGGCGUGUCCUUUCUCGUUCACAUCCUAACCACCGGGCUGCAGCUGAGCUAUGGCCUGCUGUUGUUCUACGCCGUACAGUAUUUGCAUAAUACCAGUGGCAUAGAGCUCCUGGGCGCCCUGAGCUGGUCAAUUUCCAUGCUGGCCACACCGUUUGUGGUGUCGCUGUGUCGAAAGCGCUCCAUUCGUCUGCUCUCCAUUGUGGGUGGCCUGGUGAUGCCCCUGGGCAUAUUGUUCACCUCAUUUGCCACGGAAUUUGGACAGGUUGUUUUCAGUUAUGGCAUCGUCUUUGGCAUCGGUGUCGCCAUGGUGCGUGAGGCAUCCACCGUGAUGCUCGGCAAUUACUUUAAGCGUCGCCGUCAAUUCGUCGAAAUGGUGGCCAUGUCCGGUGAGGGGGUGGGCAUCGCAUUGUUCUCCGUCAUCCUCAAGGAGGGCGUGGGCAAGGCCGGCUGGCGCCUGGGCCUGCAGAUUGUGGCCGCCCUAACGGCACUCAGCUUUUUCAUGGGCCUCAUGUAUCGACCCGCCUCCCUCUACCAUCCCCAGCGACGGGCCAUCCAGCAUUUGAAGAAUCAGCGCAAGAAGAUGAGGGAAAAGAAGCCGAUUCUCAGCCAGGAAGUGGAGUCGCCCACGAGAUAUCUUUUUUUGGACAUAUCAUCACUGAAAUCGGUGACAGUUAAAAUUCUGUUAAUGACCUCCAGCGUGGCGUCCUUUGGCAUUUACACGCCCAUGUUCCUGAUGGCUCUCAACGCUGCCAAGGAGGGCUCUGAUGUCCAGGAGCUGGUGCUAUUGCAGACAUUUCUGGGCAUUUCCAUGGCCUUGGGUGUGGUUAUAGCUGGAGCCCUGCUGCGUCGCGUUUUUGUGAUCAGACACUUUGUGGUUAAUACGAAAAUCGUCACACAGCUCUUCAUAUCAAUUGUGGCCCUGGCCAUACUCUUUCUGUCCUUCGUAAUGGGCUACAAGGGCCUGUGCAUCCUCAGCUGGCUAUAUGGCAUAGGUCUGGGUGGCUUUCAGUACUCCUUGAAGAUUUUGGCACUCGAACGCAUCAAACUGAAACAUUUCUCCAAGGCCUGGGGUUUCAUUCGAGGCGUGGAAUCGGUUCCAGUUCUGAUCAGUGUGCCACUGACUUCCUUCCUCAACGAUUACUCCCUGAAAUACGGUCGUGCCGGUUACUAUAUUUGCUCCGCAGCUGCAGCCAUCUCUGGCAUCAUAAUUUUCUUUAUCAGCGAACCGCAGCACCAGCAGAACCACCAUCACCACCAGCAGCAGCAGCAGCAUCACCAGCACCAGCAUCAGCAUCGCGGCGGACAGGCACAUUUGAAUGGCCACCUGCCCACUCCCAUGCUGAUGCGGCACUCCUCGGCGAGGCUGCAUCGGCCCCCACACAUGCACAUGGACUAUGGCUAUGGGGAGUAUCCGGCCCCAGAUCUCCUCAGUCGCAGCUGCAUUAGUCUCAAUCAAAUGGAUCCGUAUCUGCAGACCAGCGCCAACUAUUGCCAGCGCCACAUGCAGCAGCAACAGCAGCAGCAGCAGCUCCAUCACUCCCAUUCCCAUUUACAUGGCCCUGGUCCGCCUCAGCAGCAGCAGCAGCAUCCACAGCAGUUGGGCUGCCACAAUCUGGACAUGCAGCAGGUGCGCGGCGGCGUCUAUCAGGCGGGUCAGGGCAGCAUCGGGGCUCGCAUGGGCAAGCGUCUGCAGCGCAGCCUGUCCUUCAUUCAGCAGCACAACUGCUGCGACGGUCUCUACUGCAGCUACGAGCUGGGCUGCCACAAGAGCAACAAAUCCCAGGACAGGCAGGCAUUGAUAUGCACCUGCAGUCCCAGCACCACCACCACCACAGCCACCACCUACGGAGGACACAUGGCAGGUGGAGCGAACUCCACUCGCAGCCGCAGCGUUCCCGAGGGCUUAUCCACCAUGUCGCAGCAGUGUAACUGCCGGCAUGGACAGGCCAGUGGAUCAGGCACAGGUCCAGGUCCAGGUCCCACCCGUGAGUUCAUCUACGUGCCGCAUGCCUAUGCCUCGCUUCAGAGAACGCCACAUCGUCAUAGCCAGGGAGCGGGUGGACCAGGAACAGCAACGGGAGCAGGAGCAGGUGCAGGAGGAUGCCAGACGAUGCGAAGCAAUCCACAGUGCCGUCUGAAGCGUUCCCAGUCCCUUUGUCGACCCGGAGCCGUGCAGUUUGUGGAGCAAAUCACCACCUCGGUGUAGGAUCUAGAAUGUAGAAUGUAGGAUGCACCCCAAUUGGGUCCUAUAAAACUUAUUUUUUGGUAUUAUAGUAGUCCACCACCCACGACACCCCCACACCCCCAACCCACAUACAUGUUACGUGAAUCGAAUUCAGAAUUUGUCAGAUCUCUUCUAGUCUUUUGUCGUAGCUCCAUUAGAAAUGUAAACUAAUACUCCAGCGGGGAACUCAAACGGAAUGUGGAAAUCGUUGAAAACCCACUCCCACCCCCACAACCCACACACUCACACCUUAAAAAACAAGGAGAAGCAACUCAAUGAAUUUUCCCUUAUAUAAAUCGCAUUUUAAAAAAAUUCACACCACACACACAGAAUUCAUUACACUAGGAUAAAAUUUUUACUCAUUAGCAUAUGAAUAUAUUAUAGGGAUAGCAGACAGACGGAAAAGCUUUAUCGGGUGUCUCAAGCUGAAAAUAAUAAAUGGAAAACGAAAAACGAAUAACAAAACAAAACAGAAAACAAGCAUUGAAAUUAUGGCAAGAACAUAAAUAUUUAUGAGGCACUUCUUCACAUGGGGAAUCGAAACGAAUCGAACGCAAAAAAAAAGAAACUUCUCAAAUGGUCCAUUUUAUAAACGUGCAUACAAUUUAACCACCGAAUACCGAUUACCAAUCUAUAUAUACUACAGCAACAAAAUACAUACACACAUUACAUACUCGUAUAUGAAUAUGUGAGGUCGAAACCAUUAAAGAUGUCUGCCCUGAGGCGGCACCCGGAGCGACCCAGAGAUCCAGAGACCAGAUCCAGUGCCAAGUGCCGAGUGCCGAGUGCUGAUUGCCGGAGUAAAAGUACUUUAUUUUUCAAUAACAUAUACAGGUAUACAAAAUGCAUAAUUAAGAUGCGUGAAACAUCGGACACAGAGAGACACACAGAGAGACACACAGAGAGAAAGAGACCGUAACGCAAUGAAAAUGAAAAUUACUUUUGCCACGCUGAUUGAGUGAGUGAAAUGAGCCUUAUUUUCCGAACCGAACCGAAUCGAACCGAUGCAAAAACAGAAACCGAAACGAGGCAUAUGAAAUAAUAAUGAUUACCAUUAUGAUAACCAUAAUUAAUUGAUGCUGCAAAUUAUCACAGGAGCCGUGCGGUAAUCCACCAUAAAUUACAUUCAAGAACAAUGGCCGCCAAUAUUGGAUAUGAAUUUUACUAUGUAGUUGUAGUUAAAAAAACAAACAGCAGUGAAAUUAGUAUAAGCGAGACAAUUGGUAAACCAUUAGAAAUUCAUUAUAAAAGUGCAGCUAAACUAAAUAGAAAUGCAAACUCUGAACAAAGGCAGAGCUAGGUGUACAUAUAAUUAGUUGCAAAACAAAAAUAUUCUACAAAAAUACAAAGGUUUCGUGCGCCAGUAAAACGAGAGCAUGAAGCAUUUAAAUGAAAAGACCAAAGGGCAAAUGGU